UUUCUUCAGUUUUAAUGAAAUAUGGUUAAAAAGUUUGAAUUUUGUUACCAUGAGUUUCAGUCUGAUCCAAUAUGGAAGUAUGAGGAUCAAAAUAAUUCAAAUGCUUGCAUAGUUAUUGAUAAUGGAAGUCAUUCUUGUAGAGCUGGCUGGUCUACAGAUGAGCAACCAAAAUUAGUUUAUCGCAACCUAAUGGCAAAAUUGCGAACCAAAAAAGAAAGCGACAUUAUUUCAACUUUUUACGGAAAUGACAUCAGAGAUCUUGAGGAUUCUAAAUGGAAUAUUCUCACUCAAUUUGAUUCUGAUGUUGUUGCACAUUUUGAUACUCAAGAGUUUGCAUUUGACUAUCUUUUUACACACUUAGGUAUCAAUACAAAUGGUGCUGUGAACCAUCCUAUUUGUAUAUCUGAAGCAAUAUGUAUUCCAAAUAAUUUUAGACAUAAUAUGACAGAAUUACUUUUUGAAGGUUAUUGUGUACCUAAAAUUGUGUAUGGUAUUGACUGUCUUUUUAGUCUGAACUAUAAUAAGCCUGAUUUGCAAGAUGGAAUAGUAAUUCGAUGUGGAUACCAAACUAGUCAUGUUUUACCUAUUUUAAACUCUAAGUUUGAUGCUGUUGCAUGCAGGCGUUUAAAUUUAGGUGGUUUAAAUAUGAUGAUUUAUAUGAACAGACUUCUGCAUUUAAAAUACCCUAAUCAAUCAGCCUUAUUUAAUCUUUCUGGAUCUCAAAAUCUUUUGAUUGAACAUGCAUAUGUUGCAAGUAAUUAUGCAGAAGAACUUAAAAAGUGGCAAAAUAAGCAAUAUGCAGAAUCAAAUAGUGUAAGCUUACAAGUUCCAGUUAUUAAUGCAACUAAUGAAAAAGAGCUUGAGAUGCGUAGAAUACAAGCCCAAAGAUUAAAAGAUAUAAACCAAAAGAAACGUGAAGAAAAAAUUAAAGUUGAACGAGAAGAACUGCGUAAGUUUGAGUGUAUUAUGAAACUAGCUGAAGAAAGUCAGUCUCAUUUUAAAAGUAAAUUAGUAGAGGAAGGUUUAAAAAAUGAGUCACAGCUCUCAAGUGUAAUUCAAAGUUUACGAGAAAAAAUUUCAGAGCGAGAAGAAAAAAGUGUACAAUAUUUUCGAGAGUUAAAUGAGGGAGUGAGUUUCGUUGCAAAAAAUAAUGAAUCAACUUCAAUUGAAGAUGUGGAAAAACUUAUAGACGAGCUAGAAAAUAAGUCAUUAGAGAUAAUGGACAGAAAAUAUUCUAGAAACUUAAGAAAACAAGCUCUAAAUAAGCGCAAAAGCUAUGCUUCAAAAGAACGUAUGCGUAUAUUAAGCCAGUUAGCAAAAAGUGGUAAAAACACAAAUAAUGGCUCAUCAAAAAUAGAAAAAGAAGAUACUUUUGGAAUGAAAGAUGAGGAUUGGGAUGUUUAUAAAUUUAUAAGUAAAGAUGGUGAUGAUUCAGAAGAUGAGCAGGAUGAUGAGAAAUUAACAGAAAUAAAACAGAAUCUUGGUCACUAUCAAUUAUUACUAAAUAAGCUUAUGGUUAGUAAAGGACAAAAAUUUCAGCAAUUACCAUUAAUAACUGAACUUACACGUGUACCUGAAAUAUUAUUUCAGCCAAGUAUAGUUGGAAUAGAACAAGAUGGAUUAGUCUCAAGUAUAUGCUAUGUUUUGCAAAACUAUGAUAAAGAAACUCAACAAAGAAUGAUAAAAAAUAUAUUUCUUACUGGUGGUAUAUCCAAACUUAAGGGUUUUAAAGAACGUUUGACACAAGAUCUUAUGGCUGUUUUGCCUUUUCAAUCUGAAUUUAAUAUAUAUGAAGCUAAAGAUUGUUUAAAGGAUGCUUGGUAUGGUGCAAAAAAGUUUAUUAAUACCUCUGACAUUGGUAGUAUUGCAAUAGAUAAAAAAGACUAUGAAGAAAAAGGAAUUGGUUACCUAAAAGAGCAUAAGUGCUCAAAUCACUUUUAUACAUUGUCAGUAUAAAACAUGUUUCAUUCAUCAUUCUCUGCAGCUUUAGUUGAAUUAUCAGAAUGAUGUCAAUAUUUAUCUCCGUGAAGUUAUAUUAUCUCCGUGGAGUUAAUCAGCAGAUGUCUAUGCAGAGCAACUAUAAAAGAGCAGCAAAUAAUUUUUAAUAUCUGCUGUGUUAUCGAGAGCAAUCAAUCUUCAAAUAUUAAAUUUGAAAAUUUCAUUUUUAACAGAUCGAUACAUUCAAAAACAGAUACAUGUUAAGAA
Molecule: messenger RNA, 2205 nt
Organism: Hydra vulgaris (swiftwater hydra)
Lineage: Eukaryota; Metazoa; Cnidaria; Hydrozoa; Anthoathecata; Hydridae
Product: actin-related protein 5
Biological process (GO): regulation of DNA-templated transcription
Cellular component (GO): Ino80 complex; cytoplasm
Source: RefSeq, a predicted model, not a curated record